UCAAAAUGUAUUGGUACUAUCCACAUUUGCAUGAGUAGAAAACCGCUUUUUUUUUUGCAGGACGUAAAUGUAACCAAUGGUUAGGAAAUCCUCUCAAAAAAAUAAAAUCAAAAGGUAUAAAAGAAGUCUUCAAUUAACCGUUUAUUUUUUUCGAUAUCGACAUUAAACUGAUUAAAAAAAUUAUUAAACUAUGAAAUACUCAUUAGCACUUUUGACUCUUGUGUGCUUCCUCUUCCAAUUUGUGUUUGUCACUGCUGCUGCUUUCAAUCGUAGACAAGACGAUCCUGAUGAUGCCAACAAGCAAGGUAUGGGUGGCGGCUUUGGUGGUGGAAACGGUGGUGGAAACAGUGGUGGAAACGGUGGAGUGUCAACAACAGAGUCUUUUUCUGCUGCAGUAGGAUAUGAAAGUGAAGAAGAAGAAGAUGACGCGAUACAUCAUUGACUAAAUAGAGUCAUUACAAUUACAAAUUUGUAGCUAAGCACGGUC
Molecule: messenger RNA, 487 nt
Organism: Mucor mucedo
Lineage: Eukaryota; Fungi; Mucoromycota; Mucoromycetes; Mucorales; Mucoraceae
Exons: 3
Coding region: 191-442 (83 amino acids)
Source: RefSeq, a predicted model, not a curated record